Pollicipes pollicipes is the source of this 3122-nucleotide messenger RNA. It is a transcript of the gene aralar1, whose product is annotated as calcium-binding mitochondrial carrier protein aralar1. Gene Ontology annotation, biological process: aspartate transmembrane transport; malate-aspartate shuttle; L-glutamate transmembrane transport. The record is from RefSeq and is a predicted model, not a curated record. Gene Ontology annotation, molecular function: calcium ion binding; L-aspartate transmembrane transporter activity; L-glutamate transmembrane transporter activity. The transcript has 18 exons. The coding region runs from base 21 to 2117 and encodes 698 amino acids. Lineage: Eukaryota; Metazoa; Arthropoda; Thecostraca; Pollicipedomorpha; Pollicipedidae.
AGGUGCUGUAUGCACUGUCGAUGGAAGGUUUUUCUGGUUUAUUUAGAUGCGUACCUGUCCGCAGGAUGGAUUUCUUAUUUAAAGCUGUCCUGUCUGGCACCAUCACACAUGCAGCUUGCCAAGGGGAGGAUUAUGGUCGGCUCAAACGUGCCAGCACAGACAAGCUGCACACAAUUUUUCUGCAGUAUGCAUCAGUGGAGAAGGAUGGCGAAAAGUACAUGACCCCAACAGAUUUCAUCCGCAACUUCUUGGGCUGGUUCACGGACAACAACUAUAACUCCACAUCCGUUAAGCUCUUGGGAGGCAUCAUUGACACCAGCAAGGAUGGGCUCAUCUCGUUUCCAGAGUUCCAGGCGUUUGAAGGCCAGCUGUGCGCGCCGGACGCGCUCUACCAUAUGGCCUUCCAGCUGUUCGACACCCACGGCUCGGGUGCCGUCUCGUACGACGAGUUCAAGGACCUGAUCACGCACACGGCGCUGCACCAGCGCGUCAAGUUCGACCUGGACAGCGACUUCGUCAAGCUGUACUUUGGCCGCGAGCGCAACCGGCUGAUCCCCUAUCACGAGUUCAGCCAGUUCCUGCACGACUUUCACGAAGAGCACGCCGUUCAGGCGUUCAAGCGAUACGAUAAGGAGGGCACCGGCUUCAUCACGCCCGUCGGCUUCAACGACAUCAUGAUGACUGUCAAGUCCCACCUGCUGACCCCGCAGGUCAAAGACAAUCUGGUGGCGAUUGCCGGCGGCCAGAGCGUCAGCUUCCCCUUCUUCAUGGCCUUCAACUCGCUGCUGAACAACAUGGAACUGGUGAAGCGGAUAUAUCUGCUGUCCUCUAACGGUAGCCGGACGGCCGAAGUCACCAAAGAGGAGUUCCUGCAGUCGGCGCAGAUGAUGUCCCAGAUCACGCCGCUGGAGGUAGACAUUCUGUUCAAGCUGUCUGGCCUCAUUCAGCAAAGCAACCGCCUGGUGUACGCCGACCUGCAGGUGAUGGCGCCAGAACAGUACAUGAAGCAGGUCACGAAGAAGUAUACCGACAUCAAGGCUGUGGAGUCGCCAGAGCAGCGCGGAGCCCUGGUCCAGGUACUGGAGAGCGUCUACCGGUUCUCUCUGGGCGCCGUGGCUGGAGCGGUGGGAGCCACGGCGGUGUAUCCCAUUGACUUAGUUAAGACGCGCAUGCAGAACCAGCGCACCGGCUCCUUCAUCGGCGAACUCAUGUACAAAAACUCGUUUGACUGCUUCAAGAAGGUGGUGCGGUUCGAAGGAGUGCUCGGUCUGUACCGCGGCCUCAUACCGCAGCUGGUGGGCGUGGCGCCCGAGAAGGCCAUCAAGCUCACCGUCAACGAUCUGGUGCGCGACAAGCUGACCUCCAAGCAGGGCACCAUCCCGGCCUGGGGCGAGGUCAUGGCCGGCGCCUGCGCGGGUGGUAGUCAGGUGGUGUUCACCAACCCGCUGGAGAUAGUCAAGAUCCGGCUGCAGGUGGCGGGCGAGAUCGCCGGCAGCCGCAACAUCAGCGCCAUCUCCGUCGUCAAGGACCUCGGCUUCAUGGGACUGUACAAGGGGGCGCGCGCCUGUUUUCUGCGCGACAUCCCGUUCAGCGCCAUCUACUUCCCGGUGUACGCGCACAGCAAACUGCUGUUGGCCGACGAGAACGGCUACAACGCGCCCCACACACUGCUGGUGGCCGGCGCCAUGGGCGGCGUGCCGGCAGCCUCGCUCACCACGCCCGCUGACGUCAUCAAGACCCGGCUCCAGGUGGCCGCCCGCGCCGGCCAGACCACCUACUCGGGCGUGCUGGACGCCGCGCGCAAGAUCUUCCGCGAGGAGGGCAUGAAGGCUUUCUGGAAAGGCGCCCCAGCGCGCGUGUUCCGCUCGUCGCCCCAGUUUGGCGUCACGCUCCUCACGUACGAGCUGCUGCAGCGCGUCUUCUACGUCGACUUCGGCGGAGUUCGGCCGUCGGGCUCUGAGACGUCGGCGCCACUCUCGCUGGCCGGGGCCGCCAAGCAGGAGAACCCGCACCACAUCGGCGGCUUCAAGGUGGCCGUGCCCAUCUUGGAGGGACUCGAGACCAAGUUCGGGCUGGCGUUUCCGCGCCACGCGUCCGCCGCCCAGGCUGCCUCGUAGCGACGCCGCUCGCGGCCGCCUCACUAGUACAUUGUUAACGGUUUAGCGUUGUGGGAAGGCGCGGUUGUGCGCGGCGUCCGGGAUUGGGAGCGACUGUGGCCUGUUGGUGCUGUUUUGAAGGUUUUUACACCCCGUACUGAGUGGUGGGCGAGGAGCCGGCGGGUGGCGCCGACCCCCGCGCUGUCUUGCCCGGCUGCCACCGGCAUGUCCAUGGGGGGGGGGGGGGGGUGGAGGGGCCGCCGGCGGAGGUCACUCAGGGUCGACGCCGCCGGGUCAGCCGAUACUCGACUGGCCGGAGCGUGCUCUCCUUCACCAUGGCGGGCCCUCUCAGACGACCGAUGGUGAGGUGUGUUACGCAGUCAGGUGUCCCAGACAAUAAGAGCUGAGUGGGAGCACGCCGUGGCUUUCUGCGCAAAGCGGGCCGCUGCAGUCUCCCCUUGGAAUGGGGUGUCCAGUUCUGGGCAGCUUUUGCUCACGCUCAAUCACGCUUCUCUUGUGAUUCCGGGAGAUAAAGUCAGAUAAGCUUGUGCAGAAUUAUGUGAUCGCGUUCGAUUUGGAUCGGGUAGAUAAAGGCAAUAUUGUUCACACAUCGGCUGGUGCUUUUGCUCCACUUCGCGGUUACUUCAGAUCUUUUCCCACAGGAAUUGUUGGGCUUCCUGUGUGAUGCAUCUGUUCCGGAAAGUUUUUUUCAGUUGUCACGAAAAGUGGCCCGGUUUUACCUUCUCCUAGACCUUUUUUCUGAUGCUGUUCCUACCAUUGCGAUUUGUUUCCCGUUGUGUCCAAGGCCGUACCUACCAUGUACUUGUUACCAGAAGUCGCCCCAUGCGUCCUUUCGAUCCAUUUCUGUGUGCUUUACGAUUUUAUCAGGGGCUGUGCGAUCGGCAGAGUACGACCCGGCGCCGUAGGUGUUUCGCCGGCCAAGGACCCGCGAUGUGUUGUUGGCCGCUGGACGGCACCGUUGCUAUGGAUUUGUACCGCUGUAAAUAAACCCCAUCCUCGCACAGA